GCCGCGGUCACACUGGCAGAGCACCCAGAAACCAAAAGAGCGAGACAAAAAACAGAGACAGAAACAGCGCAGCAACCAAAAUAAUAACAAUUAAUAAUACUAAGUGUCCGCUAAAGAUAUUGCACGAAUAAAGGCAAACGCUCGGCAGCAGUCAGACCAGCUAGUACUAGUUUUUUUUCCCCUUUCGUUCUGGCAGCAAUCUCUCUUGGUUAUUUUCUUUUUUUUUCUGUUGCGACGCAUAAAUCGUCUCUUAAUCGAUAUAUACAUAUAUAUAUAUAUGAGUUAACGGGAGAGUACGAAAACAAGGCGAACGUUUUGCAGAUUUAAUGUCGCAGUUACUUUAUGUGCAGCAACAACAAUAACAUUGGGAGUAGGCAAAAGCAACAGCAACGAUAACAAUAACAAAAUCAUAAACGAAAAACGACGAAAAGGAAACUCAAGUAAAACGUACGACGCAGCGCAGUCGUUGUGUCUGUAUUGGUGCGUGUGUUUGUGUGCGCGAGUGCGAGUGAGCCAGCAAUAGGGCUCUGCGUCGACGGCGGCAGCGGCAGAGGAAGACGAAGAAGAAACAUACAAAAAAAUAGUUCAGUUUUUUUCAAACAAAACUCGAGCUCCGCAGUUGAGAAUUUGCUGCGCGUUUUGAAAAAGCUUGUAAUUAAUAGGAAGACGCCCAUCAUUAAGCAACAACAGUUGGAGGGCGUGGCAAAUCAAAAUAAAAAGUAGCACAUAAACACAACAUAAGGGGGAACGAAAAAGAGAGAAAAAGCAAGACGCAAUUGGAGAUUUUGUUGCUGCUGCUGCCGCCUGCAACAACCGAAGAUAAUAAUAAAGAGGAGUUUCAAACAAGAACCAACAAAAACAACAAUAACAACUGACGAAAAGCACACACCAAAAAGGAAAUCAACAACAAAAGCUAAAGCAAGAAAGAGAAAGAGGCGAGAGAGGAGAGCGAGCAGCUAAAAACAUAUGAUUUUUGUUUGUGUUGUUGUUUUUGCGCGCGCUCUGCGGAACGUGUGAGAAAAGUGGAACGAGCGAAACGAGUGGCAGUGUUGUUGUGCUUCAGCUGCUGCUGAUUCAACCAACGAACAGCAACAACAACGCAAGUGUUGACAACAAGAGAGCAAACGAGAGAGAGAGACAAAGCGAGAACGAAUCAGCUGGGGAAAGAAACAACCGAUCAGACGCAGUGUCUCCAAAAGAAAGAGAGUAGACAGGAAAAGCGAACGAGGCUGCCACCCGCCACCCACUGCCAUUAGCCAUCAGCCAUCUGCCACCCCCAGCCGUCCGCUGCCCAUUGACCUCCAGUGUGGAGGCACUGCAUCAUUGGCAGCAGCUGUGGUAGCAGCUAGAAGAGGAGCGAUUCCGGCGGCCAGCAGUCACCACCGGCCAUCCCCCCCAGCAGCCGCCGCAUCAUGUCCGCGGACUCGCCACGCCGCCAUCCCUCCGGCGUGGUCGGUUCCGGCAUUGGAUCGGGCUCCGGAUCCGGUUCCGGCCUGGGCUCCGGUUCUGCUGGUGGCAGCAAAACGGGUGCCGCCGUGCCGGCCAUUGUACCUCCGCAAACAGUGUCGGAUCGCUCGAUCCUUGACUCAGCCAUUGGUUUCAUCAACGAUGUGACGCUGGCCAAUCAGCCGGUGCAAGAUCCCAAGGACACGAUCACCUGGGCCCGUUUCGAAACGUGUGCGGAUGUCAGCGAUCCGCGCUUCGGUGAUGACUGGGAACUGGACGGGAACGCAGCGCCACCACUGUUGCUGAUUCUAGGCUACGGUCUCGGCGUCCAAGUGUGGGCUAUACCAGCCAAUGGCGAGGCGGUCGAGGUGCUAUCCUGGCGUCACGGCGUCGUCACUGCGCUCCGUGUGCUGCCCACGCCGGCCACGGCUGCCGCCCUGGAUGAGAAUGGUCGGGCGGAUGAGCCGGUCGAUGCCUUUGCCGAGAAACGUCCCCUGGUGGCGUUCGUCGAUGGCGGCAGUGCAGCGGCCAGCGGUCUACUGGCUGGUAGCUCGGGAUUGGGUCUGGGUGGCGGCGGCGUAGGAGUCACAACAGUUGGCAACUCGGUUGGAGGAGUCGGCGGUAUCGGCGUGUCGGCCGCUGCCCAAUUCAGUGCCGUAAAUUUUAUGUCCCUCAAAACGGGUGUCCAGGUGAAGACGAUCAAGUUCAAGAACGCCGUGCUGGACAUCCAGGCCAAUCGAUCGGCGGUGGUCAUCACGUUCCACGAACGGAUCGCUGUCUUUGAUGCCAGGACACUGGAGGACCGCCUAACCAUUACCACCUGCUAUCCCAGUCCGGGGAUCAACCCCAAUCCCAUUGCUCUGGGACCGCGCUGGCUGGCGUAUGCGGAGCAUAAACUGCUGCACUCCAAGCGCAGCGGCGGCGGAUGCGAUGGCGAGGGCGUUCCCAGCUACACGGCCACUGUUCUCAAUGCGGCCAAAUCCCUGAGCAAGGGACUGCGAGAGUUUGGUGAACAGGUGGCCGCCGGUCUAACGGGCACCACUGCCGGCAGCGGCGCCAGCUCCAAGAGCAGCAGCUUUGAUUCGGCCAGCGGCGGUCCCGAUGCCAAGCAGUCCGGUGUGGUCACCAUCAUCGAUGUAAAGCAUCCGGUGAAGGACUACAGCCCCACGUCGGGUACUCCGUUGAGCUCCACGGGUGGCUCACAGGGCGGUGGCGAUCCCAUCGUUGCUCACUUUGUGGCCCACAGCGAGGCUCUGGUAGCCAUGGAGUUUGACAGCUCUGGUAUGCUGCUUCUCACCGCCGAUCGACGCGGUCACGAUUUCCACGUGUUCCGGGUACAACCGCAUCCUGUGGGUCCCAGCCUGGCCGCCGUGCACCACCUGUAUGUGCUACAUCGCGGCGACACUAGCGCCAAGGUGCAGCACAUCGCCUUCUCGCUGGAUUCGCGCUGGGCUGCCGUGUCCACGUUGCGCGGCACCACCCACGUCUUCCCAAUCACGCCCUACGGCGGCGCCAUGGGCGUUCGCACGCACACCUCGCUGCAUGUGGUCAACAAGCUGUCCCGCUUUCACCGGAGCGCCGGCCUCGGAGCAGAUGGGCGCUCCAGUUCGCCGAUCUCGCACUCGGAGAGCACGACGUUCGUGCAAUCACUGCAGCCGUAUCAUAAUCCCACGUUGCCGCCGUAUCCGCGGCCGUCGGUGGUGCAACCGCUGGCCCAGUUGCGCCAGCCCUUCACUCUUGGAUCACCGCCAGGAUCGGCGGGUCUGGGCGGUGGAGUGGGCGGAGGCGGAGUCAUGGGCUCUGGAGUUAGUUCCGGCGUUCAUGGUGUCGGUGUUGGUGUAGGCAGUAGCAGCCAACGGCAGCGGCAACGUCUAUCCUCGCUGUCGGACGAUAGCGGCAAACCACUGAGUGUCUGCUCCAUCUUCGCCAAGUCGCGCUCCUGGUUGCUGGAGCCACCAAUGGCGACGCGAGAGCAGCCGCAUCGUGUCCAGCGCAAGGCGGUGGACUCGCUCUUCGUGAUGGCCGGCCACGGGGCGCUUAUCCAGUACGAUCUGGACACGAAGCUAGCCUCACAUGUUGCCAAAGAGAAGAUUUGUGAUGACACGCCCAUCGAGCUGGAGGUUGAGGCCCGCGCCCAGUGGAAUCUGGGACGGCGCAAGGAUGGAUCUCAAGAAAUCGCACCGCCGUUGGGUCUGGACAAUUGGCUGAUUAAGGAUCGCCAUGCCAGCCUGCUCUUGGACAGCGCCCAUCAUUUUGACGAGCCGGACGAGCGAACCGAAAGCUGGCUGGCCCAGGUGGAGAUCAUCACGCACGCUGGUCCCCAUCGCCGGCUGUGGAUGGGUCCGCAGUUCGUCUUCAAGAACUAUAAUACGCCCAGCGGUUCCAAUCUGAACCACGUCGAUGCAGAGGCUGUGGAAAUUGGCGUGACCAAGACGACGACCACCACGUUGCCCUCGACGGCAGCUGCUUCUGCCUUGGGAUUGGGUUCGGUGGGAGGCAAGGAUCGCUCCAGUCCGCUCAAUAUGCCGCUAAGUGCAGCCACAUCGGUGGGCGGAGCUGGCAUUGGCAGUGCAGCAGUGACGGGACGCAGCGGUGCCGGCGUACCGGUUCUCAUCGAAUCCGGAUCGUACAGCAGCAUUGAGCAGAGUCCCAAAUUGAUGGAUCGCUUUCGACAUGGCCACCUGGAUUCGGAUUAUGGCCAUGGCGAUACACGUCUGAAGGAGGAUUUGGCGGAUGCCAUGCGAGAAUCGCCAUCUACGGCAGCGGCUCGACGUGAGAAUACGGCUGCAUCUGUCGAUCAGGCAGCUCCCCCAUGUGGCGAUCACCUGGCCACCGCCUACUCGCCUGCUUCAGCGGAUCAACUGGCUGCCGGCGCCGGAGGAAGUGCGUCCUCGAAUUGUGAUAAUGCCUGCUAUUACGAUGCGCUCGCCGAGCACGAGAGUCUCAAUGAUCUGGACGAGGUGGUGGAGGAUCCCCAACAGCAUCAACAUCAGCAUUCAGAUACGGAGACGCAUUUGCAUUCAAUGGACUCCAUUUCAGCCCUGGCAUCCGUUCUGCCCAACAUUUGUAGCUAUUCGCGUGUGGAGAAGAUGGUCAAUCCGCUGGGCACUGUCACGGAUCUGAAUGCGGGCAUCUCCGGUGAACUGCAAACGGAUAUGCUGGACGAGGUGGUUGGCCAACUGUCCGCCGAGGAUACGGUCAUCCAUGAGAAUUGUGAUGAGGCUCUCUUCCGGCCAGUGGUGGCCAUCUUUUGCAGUGAUCCGGCUGAGAGGCAGAAGCUCCUUCAAAAGGAUCAGCAGACGGAAGAAGCGACGGCAUCGGAACUGGAACGCGAACAGGCCAGUUGCCAACCGCCCGUGGUGCUGGUCAAUAAGUUGAUUGUACCGGUGAUUGCCAAGGAGGUGGACGAGGUGCUUGUCCAGAAGGAGAAGCAAAAGUCCCAGAAGCAAUCACACAAGGCGCAGCAGCAGCAGCAACAGCAGCAGCAGCAACAACAACAGCAUCAGCAGCAACAACAACAACAACAGAAGACCCUAAGAUCCCUGGCUGCCGCCGAAGAUGCGGCACAAGCGCAGAAAUUCGCAGAGCUUUCACAUCUCAACAAGCCCAGGGGCAAUAGCAACAGCAACAACAAUAAAACUGCCAGCCAGAAGAGUGGUAGUGGCACCUCCGAGGAUGAGGCCACCACUACCAUCACAAUCGCCAAAACAGCGAAGAAGGCCAAGAAUAACAAGCAAAAGACCAGUGGCAAAGUCAGCGAAAAGAAGGCAGAGCCAAAGAAUCUGGAGGAGGAGAAGAUCACUGUCGAGAAAGAGGAAGAGAAGGCGAUUCCGGUGGUCAAGGAGGGCGCAUCCCACAAGGAGGGCGAUUCGGAUGCGGAAUCUGAUCAUGCAGAUAGUCUGCUGGCCAACAAGAGCAGCAUUGCGGCCGUCAUGGUGAGCAGUGCCAGUGCCCAGGGAUUAAGUUUGCACGUGGAGAUGAGUGCGCCGGAACCGGAACACGACGAGGAUGAAGAGAUAGAAGAGCUCGAGGAGGAGCCACCCAAAAUGGCCACCACCAAAGACAACAAGAAGAAGCAAAUAGUAGGAGAAGCAGUGGCAACCAUGACAAUCGACAAGGAGAAGGAAAAAGCCAAGGAAAAGGAGAUGAAGCUAAAAGAGAAGGAAAGGGAAGCCAAGCUUCAGGAAAAAGAAAAAGAAGAAAGGCUGAAGGCCAAGGAAAGAGAAGAGAACCUUAAGCUGGAGCGAGAGGAAAAGCUUAGGGAAGAGAGACUCAAGGAGAAGGAACGCGAAGAGAAGUUAAAGGAGGAAAAGAUCAAGGAAAAGCAACGGGAGGAAAAGCUGAAGGAGGAGAAGCUUAAGGAAGAGAAACUUAAGGAGAAGGAACGAGAAGAAAGGAUCAAGGAGAAAGAGCGAGAAGAAAAGCUUAAGGAGAAGCAACGAGAGGAAAAGCUUAAGGAGGAAAAGAUUAGGGAAAAGGAGAGGGAGGAAAAACUCAAGGAAAAGCAAAGGGAAGAAAAAAUCAAGGAGAAGGAGAGAGAAGAAAAGCUCCGAAAAGAGCGUGAAGAGAAAAUUAAGGAAAAGGAGCGAGAAGAGAAAAUCAAAGAGAAGGAGCGAGCUGAAAAGAUCAAGGAGAAGGAACGAGAAGAGAAACUGAGGAAAGAAAAGGAAGAAAAGCUCAAGGAGAAGGAAGAGCUGCUCAAGAAAAAGGAGAAGGAGGAAAAGGAGAGAGAAGAGAAGCUCAAGGAAAAGGAAAGGCAAGAGAAGCUGAAAGAAAAGGAGCGGGAAGAGAAGCUCAAAAAGGAUAUGGAAGAGAGGCAACGAGAAACGGAAAGGGAGGAAAAGCUAAAAGAGAAGGAAAGAGCUGAAAGGCUCAAAGAACUGGAAAAAGAAGCAAAGCUGAAAGAAAAGGAGGAACAGCUCAAGGAGAAGGAAAAGGAGGUUAAGCUGAAGGAGAAGAAGGAGAAAGAGAAGGCCAAGGAGAAGGAGAAAUCUCUAGAAACCGAAAAGCCCCUCAUCUCGGCAAACGUGAGCAAUCCCUGGAGGCGAGUCGUCGAGGAGACGCCACCCAAACUGCCAGCGGUUCAGGAUUAUCCGAGCCUUGGCAAGAAUCCCACUAAAUCGAGUCCGGAGAAGAAGCGGGAUGAAAAACUGCUGCCAGGACUGACGACUCCCCCAAAAGAGGUGAACGACACCUUUGAGGACUUCUUGAGCGGCUUAAAGCCACUGGAGGCCUUGCCACCUCUUCCCGCUCUCGAACCCCUGGAGGUUAAGGAGGACUCGAAAAAGGAACCCGUCAGUCUAAUCAAUUUUGAAAGUCCGUUGCAGGAGACUGCAUCCAUACCGCGGAAGAUUUCCCCACCGCCUCGUGGUUUCACCGAACAGAACUUGAUCCUCGCCUUGUGCGGUUCCCUGCACUAUGAAAAUGAACAGGAACGGAUGCGGGAAUCGGACGCAGAGGUGCAGCCUGAGGUGUUAACCACACCGGAACCGGUCUUCAUUACCCUGGAUACGCUAGCCCUGCAGAAAUCCACCUCUACGUCAAAUAACUCCUCCGGAUCCGAGGAGAUUGUCGUCAUGGAGGAACCCGUAAAGAAGCUGAGCAAGAAGCACAAGCGAUUGAAGCAGCUCCAGCUGCAGCAGCAGCAGCAGCAAAGGGAGCGGGAACCGGACGAUGAGGAGCUGCGUCCCCUGAUCAGCAUCAGCAUGUGCGAUUCGCAGCUGGAGGUGCAGGACAUACCAGCCAGGACCACGCCCGACGACGAUGAGGGUGUCGAGGAGGAGCCUGAGACGGAGCCAGAGCAAUCCCUGCCGGAGGAUCUACUGCACUUUGGGAGCAGUGGCGUGGCCACCAAUGCCACCACUACCGACAGCGAGGGACCAGUGCCGGCCACCACAUCCGACGACAAUGUCGUCUACGGCUCCGCCAGCACAACCAAUGCCGCACCGCACAAGCUGAAGACCAAGAAGCUGGAGCACAAGAUCAAUCUGAUAGCGGCCAUCGAGGCGGCCACCUCCUCGUCCACAUCCUCGGCGGAGGAGAGCAGUGUGGAGACGACGGUACAUCCAGAUCCCACGGGACUCGGUCUCGGCAUUGGCCUGCAAUCCCAUUCGCCUGGCGCUGCAGUCGCCGCUGGGAACUUGAUCACGGGUGCCGCUGCACCUGCAUCUCUGCCCGCUGCCGGUGGCGUCACCUCUGUGGGAUUGGGCGUUGGCGUGGCCAGCCCACCGAGUGCCACAAAGAAGAAGACGAAGCGCCGAAAGAGAUAAGAAUUAGCGAUCUGUUUGCUGUGCGUCUUUAGCCUGGUGGUCCUGUGGCAUCUGUACGCCGCCAAUCGACAGGAUGGAGCACCCACUGCCCAUGCGCUCCAACAGCAGCAGCAACAACCGCAACAGCCGCCGCCACCGGAUCAUCCACCACCAACGGAGGAGGAGUCAGGGCCAGCCAUUCUUCAGCCCAAUCCCGUGCUGAAGCAGGAGGAAGGUGAGCAGCCGGCGGGCAGGACCAGAGCCAAGUAGAAGAAGAGGAGAGGACGCCAAGCAAACGAGUGGAGAUCACCGAGUGCUCCACACAGUAAUGGACAGCAACCACGACAGAUGAUGACUCUGGAUUCAUAAUUUUUAGCUGAGUGCAAGAAAAGUAUAUCAUUUCAGUAACCACACAACAACAAAAACAAAAACAAAACAAUUCAAAAAGCAAAACCAACAAAAAACAAAACAAAACACAAAACUCUGCAAAAAAAAUGUGAUUUAUCGAAAAGAAAAACAACAAGUUAGUUAUAAUGCAUAAUUUAAAGCGAAACGAAACAUAAACAACAACAAAAAAAAAACAAAAUGAAAAUGAAAACAAAACGACUGUAGCUACUCGUUUAGACAAAAAACAUAAAACAAUUAAGGAAAAGCGACAAAAAUAUUUAAAUACUAACCAAUUUUUAAGUGCAAAGUUAUAUUGUUAGCUAUACAUUUCUAGAAAUUAAAAAUAUAACAAUAUAUAUAUAUAAACCAAACACACUUAUAUAUAUAUAUAUAUAUAUAAUAUAUAUUGAAAAGGCCUAAAAGUAAAAACACUUUGAUCAAGUAUCAAAACUAAUUAAUGCUCUCAAAUUGUACAUAAAUGGCGCCCGAAAAUCCGCUCAGUGUGGAGAUCGAAAUUUGUAAAAUUGAUAUCCUGCCCCUAAGCUAACAAACACACACACUAUACACUCACACACAUGCAGCUAAAGCUUGCAGGACACCCAGUUGGAAUUUAAUGGUUAAAUACAGAUAUUCAGGCCCAUAAAUGGGUAUUCAAUAGAACGACUUUUCCCCAAGAAACUACAUUUUCCUGCCCAAGCAGCCAACUGCGUGUAAGAACCUACUGCAAAGCGACUAAUGACAACUAUGUGGAUUAUAUUACUAAUUGUCCAAUGUCACAAUUGUUUAAACUCGUUUCUAGGCUUUGCUUUCGUUAAGUUUUCUCCAUACUCGUUCGAGUUUCAAGGUCUCUUUUUUGAACCUUUUCUUUUUUUUUUAAUUUUCUUUCAUUGUCAAUUACUUGAUGUUAAUUUAUUCAUUUUAUUAGAAAUGGUCUCGCUUGUUUGUGUUUAAUUUGUUUUAAUUUCGUAAUUUUUUCUGUUUCUUGAAAAGAUUGUAAAAAGUGAGGAAAUCAAUUGUUUUUUGUAUAUAAUAUAUGUAUAUCGUAUAAAAAUUACAUCUAACUCGCAGUAUUUAUGAUUUACGUUUGAGAGAUGGAUGAAAAAAGGAGGCAAGGAAAUAGCUAAACACUAAAAUUUAAUUUAAUUAAAUGAUGUAUGAUUAAAUAAAUGCAAUUUUAGUUAAAACAACAAA
This is a messenger RNA of Drosophila yakuba, 9272 nucleotides long. RefSeq names its product breast carcinoma-amplified sequence 3 homolog (gene rudhira). The transcript is spliced from 8 exons. NCBI's taxonomy places the organism in Eukaryota, Metazoa, Arthropoda, Insecta, Diptera, Drosophilidae. Bases 1413 to 7715 code for a protein of 2100 amino acids. The record is from RefSeq and is a predicted model, not a curated record. Gene Ontology annotation, cellular component: cytoplasm. Gene Ontology annotation, biological process: autophagy; response to starvation.